Messenger RNA from Ananas comosus (pineapple), 643 nucleotides. Its product is annotated as LYR motif-containing protein At3g19508. The transcript has 2 exons. NCBI's taxonomy places the organism in Eukaryota, Viridiplantae, Streptophyta, Magnoliopsida, Poales, Bromeliaceae. Bases 149 to 394 code for a protein of 81 amino acids. The record is from RefSeq and is a predicted model, not a curated record.
CUACAUAACUGAUAGCUUCUGCUAUGUUAUCCGCUUUUCGCUAUAAGACUCUACGAAAUACCCGCUAUUUAUAACCUUAAUUUAAAGUCGUAGGUAUUUUUGAGAGCUCCCCAGUGAAGUAAGUGUUCCUCGGAAGGGGGCGGGGCGAAUGGAGAAGAAGGGGCUCCGAGCGUACAUGGAGGUGCUGCGACUCGUGCGGCGCCUCCCCCCGGAGACGCGCGCCUACUACGCCAAGUACGCGCGCGAGAACUUCGUCAACUACCGCGACGCCGAUCCCUCCACCUCCCUCCCCGACCUCCUCCGCCGCGCCUACGCCCACUCCACCUGGGUCCUCAACAAGUACUCGAUCGACGAAUCGGCCGCGGCGAAGCUCAAGGAGAUAUAUGGGUGCUGAGCAGUGGCGUUGGGGGCGCGCCUCGUACACGCACGGUACCUGUUUGAUGAAAUUCCUGUGUUACGAGUUUUUUUUUUUUUUUUUUCUUCCUUUGGUUUCUUUAACUUAAAUAAAUUAGUUUUUUUUUUUUAAAAAAAAAAGAAAGUGUGGAAUUGAUCUGAACUAUUGGGACGACUAUGCAUGUUUUUGAAGUUUUGAUUUUGCUUGGCGUGGUUGAUUUUUGAAUCAGUUAGCGAUUCUUGUACUUUA